Pseudoliparis swirei is the source of this 1321-nucleotide messenger RNA. RefSeq names its product golgin A7 (gene golga7). Gene Ontology annotation, biological process: protein targeting to membrane; Golgi to plasma membrane protein transport; peptidyl-L-cysteine S-palmitoylation. Gene Ontology annotation, cellular component: palmitoyltransferase complex; Golgi stack. NCBI's taxonomy places the organism in Eukaryota, Metazoa, Chordata, Actinopteri, Perciformes, Liparidae. The record is from RefSeq and is a predicted model, not a curated record. The transcript is spliced from 6 exons. Bases 55 to 504 code for a protein of 149 amino acids.
CUUCUAAAAAGAAAUGACCGGAAGUCUCGAUACGCAUGCGCAGCAGCAAGCGACAUGAAGCCGUCCGCCAUGGCUGAGACCCACAGCCUUCAGGACCUGCGGCAGCCGGCCGUCUCCUCCAAGGUGUUCGUGCAGAGGGACUACGGCUCAGGGACCAUCUCCAGGUUCCAGACCAAGUUCCCCUCGGAGCUCGAGUCCAGGCUGGAUAAGCAGCAGUUUGAUGAAACCAUCCAGACCCUCAACAACUUGUACGCAGAGGCGGAGAAACUGGGGGGGAAGUCUUAUCUGGAGGGCUGCCUGGCUUGUCUCACGGCCUACACCAUAUUCCUCUGUAUGGAAACACACUAUGAAAAGGUGUUGAAGAAGAUUUCUCGGUACAUUAAGGACCAGAACGAGAAGAUCUAUGCUCCCCGGGGUCUGCUGCUGACCGACCCCAUCGAGAGAGGCCUGCGAGUCGUUGAAAUUACCAUCUAUGAAGACAGAAGUAUUGGCUCUGGCAGAUAAAGCACCGUGGGCUGAAGACCCUGACCAGAUACUAAUCAUCUGUCUGGCAGCACACGUUCAGAUGUCCGCUUCGCCUGAAUGGAUUUACAUACUUUAGAUCUAAUUCUACUCUCUGUAUUAUUUAUAAGUACUCAACUGUCUGCCUAUCGUAUAUGUUUAUAAAUGUGAUUCCAUGUCUUUAUAUACAUGCAGUGAUGUAUAAAUCAUGUCCCAGUUGAUCAUGGCAGGUCUUUAUGAACAGUGCCAUUGUGUUAAAUGCCACUUGUUGACCAUGGUAAAUAUGAGUGAUUUCACUUGUGUAUGUUUUUGCAAAUAAUAAUAUAAAGUCAAAUGAUGUACGUAGAGUUGUUGGCAUGUCUGUGAACUGUAAUCCUGUUAUGGGCUCCACAGUGUUAACAUGCUGGCUGUAGCCUUUUUUAAGGCAAAUGUUUUCUUAUCGGUGCAUAAAUGUGACUUAAUUUUUUUGCGGGGAUCAUGUCUUGAGAAAUAUGCACGUGGAAGUUCUGAGCUGGAUUUUUGUGACAGACGGAGCAUGUACCCUGUUAGUACGUCACCAUGGAACAGCCUGGUCCACCCGCGUCAGAGCGCAACCUCACUGAAGCUCCCAAAUCAUAUCCCACUCCUGUUUCUCAUGAGAUCCACCAUCUAUAUUGCGAAUGUCAUCUCCUUGUUUGUGAUCCCCAAACACCACAGAAACCUUAAACUCUCAACACCACAGAUGAUUGCUGUUGUUGGCGUUUGAUGCAGCUGGUUUUCUUUUCUUACCAAUAUUGUUCUGUUUUAUCUAAAUAAAUAAAUAGUCCUUUUCUGCCUGAAA